Messenger RNA from Drosophila bipectinata, 514 nucleotides. It is a transcript of the gene Phk-3, whose product is annotated as Pherokine 3. NCBI's taxonomy places the organism in Eukaryota, Metazoa, Arthropoda, Insecta, Diptera, Drosophilidae. The record is from RefSeq and is a predicted model, not a curated record.
AUCUACCACACUCCUCUCCUACAAGAUGAAAGCUUCGCUGGCCAUUGCUGUGUGUCUGGUUGCUGUGAGCUUGGUGGCCGCUGCUCCCCAGAAGCAGUACACCAGCAAGUUCGACAACGUUAACGUCGACGAUGUGCUGGGCAACGACCGAGUGCUGAACAACUACCUCAAAUGCCUGAUGGAGAAGGGACCCUGCACUCCGGAAGGUCGUGAGCUGAAGCGCCUCCUGCCCGAUGCCCUGCAGUCCGAGUGCUCCAAGUGCACGGAAGUGCAGCGUCGCAACUCCGAGAAGGUUAUCAACUUCUUGCGCUCCCAUCGGGCCGGUGAGUGGAAGCUGCUGCUGGACAAGUACGACUCCAAGGGAAUCUACCGCGCCAAGCACGAUGCGGCACAGAAGAAGCAGCACUAACUGGAGCACCACUCCAACGAGAGACUCGCACUCAUUCGCACACAUGAAUCCUAAUUUAAAUCCACAGAGAUCCACAGUAAAAUUAUAGUUUUUUUUAUACCUAAA